This is a messenger RNA of Didymosphaeria variabile, 720 nucleotides long. RefSeq lists its product as uncharacterized. The transcript has a single exon. The record is from RefSeq and is a predicted model, not a curated record. The coding region runs from base 1 to 720 and encodes 239 amino acids. Lineage: Eukaryota; Fungi; Ascomycota; Dothideomycetes; Pleosporales; Didymosphaeriaceae.
AUGGCGGACACAGUCGAAGAGACCAAGAACUCGGUCGCGGGAGACGGACAGGCCAAUGCCAACGCAUCACUAGGAGGAUCUGGCCAGGCUGAAAGCACGAGUAAGAAAACCGAGAAAAAGGCGCCGAAGAAGUUGGGCAACAAGAAGCCUCAGCAGCAACAGCCCACUCCUGAAGCCACGCCCGCCCCCGAUAGUGAUGCUGAAGGAGAGGCUGAGCAAGAGGACGCAGGACGAAAAGAAUCGACCAACAACGCCGAUGCCGAAGACUCGGAGCCUGAACCCCAGCCACAGAAGUCUCAGUCAAGACGUCGCCAGUCUCGUGGCCGUGGACGACGAGGCGGUGAUUCCGACUCGGAGUCUGUCGCCCGCUCCGACGUCUCUGCUUCCGGUGGCCGUCGCAACCGCCAGCGCCAGAAGAAGCAGCAGCAGCAGCAGGGCGGCAAAGGCGGCCCCCUCGGCGACAUCAGCGAGAACGUCCCUGGCGGCGAACUCGUUGGCGGCGCAACCGACAUGGUGCAGAACACGGCCGGCAACGCUGUCAACCAGGUCGGCAACACGGCCGGCCAGGCUCUCGGAGGCUUGACUGGCGGCGGCGGCGGUGGUGAGGAGGAGGGCGACAGCAAGGGCGAGCAGCUCCGGUUGCGAUUGGAGCUUAAUCUGGACAUCGAGAUCCAGCUGAAGGCGAAGAUUCACGGCGACCUCACGCUUGGGCUGCUGUAA